Oreochromis aureus is the source of this 3457-nucleotide messenger RNA. Its product is annotated as serine/threonine-protein kinase Nek1-like. The transcript is spliced from 5 exons. Gene Ontology annotation, biological process: protein phosphorylation. Gene Ontology annotation, molecular function: protein kinase activity; ATP binding. NCBI's taxonomy places the organism in Eukaryota, Metazoa, Chordata, Actinopteri, Cichliformes, Cichlidae. The coding region runs from base 56 to 448 and encodes 130 amino acids. The record is from RefSeq and is a predicted model, not a curated record.
AAGGCAGCGAGAAAAGACUAAUGAUCCAGCAUGUGGAGCCAGUCAAUCCAAUAACAUGGACAAGUACGAAAAGGUGAAGAAAAUUGGGGAAGGUUCAUUCGGAAAGGCUAUCCUGGUCAAAUCCAAAGAUGAUGGACACCAAUAUGUCAUCAAGGAGAUUGGCAUAUCUGGAAUGUCCAGCAAAGAGAGGCAGGAAUCUCGAAAGGAAGUUGCUGUUCUUGCCAGCAUGAGUCAUCCAAACAUCGUCCAGUAUAAGGAAUCUUUUGAAGAGGGUGGCUGUCUGUAUAUUGUGAUGGACUACUGCGAGGGUGGAGACCUAUUGAAAAAGAUCAACUCUCAGAAAGGGGUACUGUUCUCAGAAGAGCAAUUUCACUACGCAGGUGGGAGACCCGACCGGAAAGGAGGUGACCACGCCGGAGGUGAAGUGGGUGUGGCUGAAGGUGUAUAAGCGAAAGUGGGACGAGCCGAGGUGGACGGGACCUUUCAAGGUGACCACUCGAACCUCUCAUGCGGUCCAGCUGAAAGGCAAAGGCGACACUUGGUAUCACUGGAGCCAGUGUGCGGCGGCAGAGGAGCCUAGGCGGUCGGAGAGGCUCUUGGCGAAAAAGGGGGACACGCCUGUGACCCCAAAAAACAGAUCUUAGUAAAGAAGGGGCAGAAUAAUCCCCUGAUCUGUGCAACGACCAAAGGGUAGUCUACCCCGGAGGUUGAAGAAAGAAGUCGAGAAUCACCCGACUGGAAGAUAUUGAUAGCUGCAGUAAUAAUAAAAUUAAAAGUGCCUUAGACAGAAGCUCUAGUCUAGAAGCUAUUAGGUAUUACUGAAAUGGGGGUGGGAAAGUCUAAUGCGAAAAUAAAGCUUUGGGAGAACUGGGGAGUGAUGGGAGUGUUAACUAUAAUCAUUAUUGGUGUGGUAACUACUAUUUUUCUGUUAUGUGAGUUGCCCAGCUUCAGAACUCAUCCAACACCUCUUCCUUUAGCGGAUCCUGAGAUGACCAGACCUGAGCGCGAUGUAGGUGAGAGAUCGGAUCCUUGUUUGUUACAUUAUGGAGGCAUAGAGGUGGAUUACGUUAGAGGAUCCACAACAGCCUUCACUUUUGAUCUUUGUUCCGUGAUAAAGUGUGGGGAUGAUAGUGCUAGUUGGCGUGGGUAUGAAGUUUGGAUAUGUCAUGACCUGCAACUAACUGGUGCUUGUCUUAUAGGCCAUCCCACUGCCUUGGGGCGUUACCCGUGUCCGGUGUGGGAUAUGGUGACAGCCUACAUAGCCCCAGGGUGGGACUCACCAGGCCGAUGGGAAGGGUUUGCGAUUCAGCGUGAUUUUAGUAACAGUCAAAAUCCAAUUACAAUGUCUGUUGGUGGGUGGCGGGUUACACCUCAGCAAUACAGGAAAGCUGAUAAAGUAUUUUAUUUACUAUUAGGCGUAGAUGUUUCAGGGAGAGACCUGAUGGGCGUGAUAAAGAUAAAUUUUAAAGAUCCACCCGGUAAUGUAUCCAGCAUCGACACCGCACCUGUGAGAGCCCCCCCUUCCAACUCUAAGGUAACGAAAGUGGACUAUACAAAAUGGAAACCCCGACAGCUGAUGUCUCGUGCCACAGGGUAUGUGGACAGCAACCUGUGGUUGGAUUGGCUGAUUGCAAAUGCAAAAGAGCAAAAUGUGUCUGAUUGUGUGGCAUGCGCUACGGCACGCCCACAUUUAUUUACUGAACCAGCACCUCUGCAUCCAGAAGACCAGUGGGGUUUUGAUUGCAUGCUCCGACUCACUCGGAGAGCAGUAUCUUCAGGAAAAUGUGCUCCAUUGUCUGUUUUAUUUCCCCCCAUAGAUAAUAAUACCGUCCCCGGACCGUUUACGCCCAGGAAAGCUAAUUACACUUGUUUUAAUUUUACAGCAGACGACCCUGGAGAGCAGGAGUAUGACGCUGGAGAGAUCCCGGCUGACUGGUGUACGGUGACGUAUCCAGGAAGAGGGAAUGCCUCGUGUGCGGGCGCCACAACCGUUGGGACCUGGGCUCGAGCUGGUUUGUACUAUUAUUGUGGAGGUGGGAGUCUGCAUGUGCGAAUACCAAGAGAAGCGUUUGGUGUUUGUGCCAUGGUCAGAUUAGGAGCGCCUCUGCUGAUAAUAGGGGAGAAGGUUAAACCCGUGGCGAUGGAUGGUAAUGCGCGACUCACGAUUAGGCGCAGACGUCAGGUGUUGUCUAAAAGAUCUUCUUGGUCGUUUGAUCUAACUGCUAAUUCACCCACGUAUAUAGAUUCUAUCGGUGUUCCGCGCGGCGUCCCUAAUGAGUAUAAAUUAGCAGAUCAGAUAGCAGCCGGUUUUGAAAACAUCCCAGUGAUUUGUGCCUUUUUUCCCAUCACCCCCAAUAAAAACGUGGAUAGAAUUAAUUAUGUGCAUUAUAACGUUCUCCGGCUGGCAAACUUGACGUGCGAUGCGAUUGAGGGGUUAGCAGAGGAAUUAGGUCCCACCUCCCUAAUGGCAGUGCAGAACCGGAUGGCGUUGGACAUGGUUCUGACUGAAAAAGGGGGGGUCUGUGCGAUGUUCGGACAAAUGUGCCGCACCUUUAUUCCUAAUAAUACUGCUCCAGAUGGCUCGAUAACCAAGGCUCUGGAGGGGCUGCGAACUCUGGCCCAUAAUAUGCAUGAACACUCAGGUAUUGAGAACCCGCUGGAGGAAUGGAUGACUUCUGUUUUUGGGCAAUGGAAAGGUUUUGUUAUGUCAAUUAUGGUCUCACUGUCUGUUUUCACUGCAGUCCUAACAACAUGUGGUUGUUGUUUCAUCCCUUGCCUCAGAGCACUUGUAAUCCGUCUCAUUGACAGGGCCAUAGCCUCAGGGCCGGAGGGCCCGGGGGUCAUGAUACCUCUGUUAAGGGAUGGGCCUGAGGAUCAGGGAGACGCGGAUCUUGCGACCCUGGAGUGCGUGUUCUAAGUGAUCUCUUUGAGAAAAGAGAUCAAAGGGGGAAUUGUGAGAUCAUUAGUAAAACAUAUGUUGUUUUAUGCCCGUAGUCAAUGUAGUUGAAUUAUGGUAACAGCUGUAGGACAUAUAUUAUCCUUUAGUUUAGAUUGUGUGCUGUGUAUGUAGUUUAGUCCUCAUUAUACUUUUGGGUUAAAAGAACAUAAUCAUUUUGUAGUUCAUUAGAUAAGUGUGCAUCACUCUGUAUCCUUGAUCUGCUGUGAAUGUCUUACACUGUUUUCUUGACAUGCUUUACUGCUGAAUCAUAAAAAGAAAUGUUAUAUGCAGGAGACUCUGUGUCUAGGACAGGGGAGAUAGACCACAUUCCAUACCCCCACCUUCUUUAGAGCAGAAAAACAGGGAGCCAAGGUCAGGAGCCAGUCUCGCUAAGAAUUAGAAAAACAUGUGAAGAUGUAGCUUUUGUGAUUAGGUGGGGGUCGCCAGAAGCUAUAAGAGGCUGUGAAAUCUGCCACCAUUUUGAGACAUGCUGUGACCCUCUGCAAGCAUCUCUCCCGU